Neoarius graeffei (lesser salmon catfish) is the source of this 1859-nucleotide messenger RNA. It is a transcript of the gene kcnip3a, whose product is annotated as Kv channel interacting protein 3a, calsenilin. The record is from RefSeq and is a predicted model, not a curated record. Gene Ontology annotation, molecular function: DNA-binding transcription repressor activity, RNA polymerase II-specific; calcium ion binding; potassium channel regulator activity. Gene Ontology annotation, cellular component: voltage-gated potassium channel complex; nucleus. Gene Ontology annotation, biological process: negative regulation of transcription by RNA polymerase II; regulation of potassium ion transmembrane transport. Bases 1010 to 1702 code for a protein of 230 amino acids. The transcript is spliced from 9 exons. Lineage: Eukaryota; Metazoa; Chordata; Actinopteri; Siluriformes; Ariidae.
AGCAAGAGAAGAGGAGUGCGGCUAACCUGAUGGGAGAGCCCAAAGGAGGAGGAGGAGGAGGAGGAGAAGUCAAGCAAUGUUCAUACCUCCUUUAUCUCUCUUUCAUCCCUCAUUUUCAAGUUGUGCAGCAGCCCAGACAGGAAGGAGGCAUUUAUCACAUUUAUCCUGCGCCAUAUCUUGAACAAACACCAAAGCGGAAGCAACACUGUGGGGACAAAUAAUCUGGAUCUUACCAACAAGUUCUUUUGGCUCUACGCUUGGAUGCAAACGUCUUUACCUCAGAGUUGCAGCAUUGACAUGAAGAUCUUCGUUUGUCUUGAGGAUGCUUGGUUCUGAGUUUUGCCCAAUCUUCAUGAGUUAAAAAAAAAAUAUGGACGAGUAGGAGGCUGAUGAAGGACUCUGCAGCAAUUUCUCCAAAAUUGAUCAACAGAGGCUCUGCAACUGCUUGGAGGACAGAGUGUGGCGUGGUUACAUGAUUUAUGAUUUGUAUCUGGAUUAACAGCUGUUUGGACCUUCUUGUGAAAGUUCUUAUCUGCAGCUACGUGUUUUGGAGACCAGUGCAGUGGGAUCGCGAAUCUGUCAGCGGCACAGUUUAAAAAGACUCUUGCCUGUUGUUGACACUUGCAAAUAACAUCUGUGGUGCAUGAUGGCUUUCACACGUCUGGACUGUGUAAAAGCGCAGCAAUCCGCGCCUUUAUUUAUGCUCGCCUGCUCUCAGGAGGAAUGACCUAACAUGGAAACGCUGACUUCUCUGCUCAUCAGCAAAAUAAAUGAAGUCGGAACGGACGCGUCAUUUUUUUCUUUUUUCGUGCGCAAGUUUACUCGGCUGACAUUUUCUCAUAAAUAUCUCCCACUUCCUCUGUUUUCAUCCAAAUGAAACUCCUUUGAAGCAAUCGGAGUGCUUCAGUGCCAAGUAUCAUGACCCUUGCUGGUGCGCACUAGCUCGAUUCCUUCCCUUUCAGCCAAAGCCUUCCUUUUCACAAAGAGGGCCCCUAAAAUCCUGUCAGUCAUGAGUAUCCAGGGUAUGGAACUCUUUGCCAUAGCAGUGGUUAUUAUUCUCUUCGUGGCCGUCCUUAAGCAGUUUGGCAUCCUGGAGCCCAUGUCUCUGGAAGACAGCAGCGACAGCGACUUGGAGCUGGCCACUGUCAGGCACCAACCCGAGGGCCUGGAGCAGCUGCAGGCUCAGACCAAGUUCACCCGCAAGGAGCUGCAGUCGCUCUACAGGGGCUUCAAAAACGAAUGCCCGAGUGGCCUGGUCGAUGAGGAAACUUUCAAGACCAUCUACUCGCAGUUUUUUCCCCAAGGAGAUGCCACCACAUAUGCUCACUUCCUGUUUAAUGCUUUUGAUCUGGACAGAAAUGGCUCCAUUCGCUUUGAGGAUUUCGUGAUCGGACUUUCUGUGCUCCUGAGAGGCUCCGUGACAGAAAAACUGAACUGGGCCUUCAACCUUUACGACAUCAACAAAGAUGGCUACAUCACCAAAGAGGAAAUGCUGCUGAUCAUGAAGUCUAUCUAUGAUAUGAUGGGCAGAUACACUUACCCCAGCGUACGAGACGAAGCGCCGUCUGAACAUGUGGAGAAGUUCUUUCAGAAAAUGGACAGAAAUCAAGAUGGCGUGGUGACGAUCGAGGAGUUCAUCGAGACGUGUCAGAAGGAUGAAAACAUCAUGAGCUCCAUGCAACUCUUUGAGAAUGUGAUAUAGAGAUAUAAUAAAGCAGGUCACUACAGAUACAACAAACUCCUGAGGACAACAAUAAAAAAAAAAGAAGAAGAAAAAAAACACUCCUCCAUUAUCCACAUCUCCUCACACGAAGCCAGGAGCACAGCGUCUGGCACUCUAAUCUGAUCAAGACAACACA